Messenger RNA from Diospyros lotus (date-plum), 3486 nucleotides. RefSeq names its product ribonuclease TUDOR 1-like. Gene Ontology annotation, biological process: regulatory ncRNA-mediated gene silencing; mRNA catabolic process. The record is from RefSeq and is a predicted model, not a curated record. The coding region runs from base 267 to 3236 and encodes 989 amino acids. Lineage: Eukaryota; Viridiplantae; Streptophyta; Magnoliopsida; Ericales; Ebenaceae. The transcript is spliced from 17 exons. Gene Ontology annotation, molecular function: RNA binding; nuclease activity. Gene Ontology annotation, cellular component: cytosol; nucleus; RISC complex.
UCCUACAAGUUACACCGCUUCGCUUUGUCCCUCACGGACGGUAUAUAGGAAACCCAAAUUCCAAGUACUGACUUUCGGCAGAUUCGGUUGGAUUUGAUCUAUCCGUUCGAUCCGCCGUCCGGACAAAACCUCUCCUCUCUCUACUCAGUCAAGUUCUCGUCAGCCUUAGAUAGCAUUGAGCUUCGGUCGCGUUUAAAUUUGAAUCUGGAUCGGAGCGAAUUUGAUUUUCUGUUUGUGCCGAUCAAUUAGGACUUUUGGCUGUUGAAAUGGCAUCAACAGCUGGAGCCACUGGAUGGUUGAGAGGAAGGGUGAAAGCUGUUCCUUCCGGGGAUAGCAUGGUGAUAAUGGGGAGUACCAAGGCUGACAUUCCGCCUGAGAAGACAAUCACUUUGUCAUCUCUUAUUGCUCCAAGAUUGGCUCGCAGAGGUGGUAUCGAUGAGCCAUUUGCAUGGGAAAGCAGAGAAUAUUUAAGGAAGCUUUGUAUUGGAAAGGAUGUUACUUUCAGAGUGGAUUAUACAGUCCCAUCGAUAGGGCGAGAAUUUGCCUCGGUUUUCCUUGGUGAUAAGAAUAUUGCAUUGAUGGUUGUUGCUGAAGGCUGGGCAAAGGUUAGGGAGCAGGGUCAACAGAAAGGAGAAGCUAGUCCAUUCUUAGCAGAACUGCUUCGUCUUGAGGAGCAAGCCAAGCAACAAGGGCUAGGACGUUGGAACAGGGCGCCAGGUGCUUCUGAGGAAUCCAUCAGGAAUUUACCUCCCUCAGCCAUUGGAGAUCCAAGUAACUUUGAUGCAAUGGGCCUUCUGGCUUCAAACAAGGGUAAGCCCAUGCAAGCUAUUGUAGAACAGACUCGUGAUGGAAGCACUCUUCGUGUGUACUUGCUUCCAGAAUUUCAAUUUGUUCAAGUGUUUGUUGCAGGAAUCCAGGCACCAUCGAUGGGAAGAAGGGGUGCAUCUGAAACUGUUGUUGGAACUGGUAUGGCCUCUGAUCAACUAAAUGGGGAAGCUUCUGGUGACCCUCAAGCACCAUUGACAUCAGCACAGAGACUUGCAGCCUCGUCAGAGUCAUCCAUUGAAGUGGCCCCAGAUCCAUUUGGAAGGGAAGCCAAACAUUUCACUGAUAUUCGUGUACUAAAUAGAGAUGUACGUGUUGUCCUGGAGGGUGUUGACAAAUUCAGCAACUUGAUUGGUUCAGUAUAUUACUCUGAUGGGGAAUCAGCAAAGGACUUGGCGCUGGAGCUCAUUGAAAAUGGUUUAGCUAAAUUUGUUGAAUGGAGUGCAAGCAUGAUGGAGGAUGAUGCAAAGCGGAAGCUGAAGUCUGCAGAGCUUCAAGCAAAGAAAACUCGGUUGAGGAUUUGGACAAAUUAUGUUCCUCCUGCUACAAACUCCAAGGCAAUUCAUGACCAGAAUUUCACAGGAAAGGUUGUAGAGGUUGUUAGUGGAGAUUGCAUCAUUGUAGCUGAUGAUUCUGUGCCCUAUGGUAGUCCCUUAGCAGAAAGGCGAGUCAAUCUCUCUAGUAUCAGGUGUCCCAAAAUGGGAAAUCCUCGUAGAGAUGAAAAACCUGCUCCCUAUGCCCGGGAAGCCAAGGAAUUUCUUCGAACACGUCUAAUUGGUCAUCAGGUGAAUGUUUCAAUGGAAUAUUCCAGAAAGGUUAGCAUGGCAGAUGGACCUGGUGGGGUAGCUGGUACUGCGGAUUCAAGGGUGAUGGAUUUUGGAUCAGUGUUCCUGGUAUCUCCAGUUAAGGGUGAAGGUGAAGAUGCAUCUGCACCUACUCCGCCUACUGGGAGCAGCCAGCAGGCAGGGGUAAAUAUUGCUGAGCUGGUGGUUGCUCGAGGCUUUGGUACAGUAAUCAGGCAUCGAGAUUUUGAGGAAAGAUCAAACUAUUAUGAUGCUCUUCUCUCUGCUGAAUCUCGUGCCAUUGCUGGGAAGAAGGGGAUGCAUUCUUCCAAGGACCCUCCAGUAAUGCACAUUGCAGACCUGAUAAUGGCUUCAGCCAAGAAAACCAAAGAUUUCUUGCCAUUUCUACAACGGAAAAGGAUGCCUGCUGUGGUGGAAUAUGUGUUCAGUGGUCAUCGGUUUAAACUGCUGAUUCCAAAGGAGACAUGCAGUAUAGCAUUCUCAUUUUCUGGUGUUAGGUGCCCUGGUCGUGAUGAGCCUUUCUCUGACGAAGCAAUUGCACUUAUGAGACGAAAGAUAAUGCAGAGGGAUGUUGAGAUUGAAGUUGAAACUGUUGAUAGAACUGGAACUUUCUUAGGAUCCUUGUGGGAGUCAAAGACUAAUAUGGCAGUGACACUUCUUGAAGCUGGUCUGGCGAAGCUUCAAACUUCCUUUGGCACUGAUAGGAUCCCAGAAGCUCACCUUCUUGCACAGGCCGAGCAGUCUGCUAAAAGGCAGAAAUUAAAAAUAUGGGAGAGCUUUGUUGAAGGAGAGGAAGUUUCCAAUGGGCCUGCUAGUGAAAGAAAACAGAAAGAGGAGCUUAAGGUAACUGUCACAGAAGUUUUGGGUGCAGGCAAGUUUUAUGUCCAGAUAGUUGGAGAUCAGAAAGUGGCCUCCAUUCAGCACCAGUUGACUUCUCUUAGCCUUCAUGAAGCUCCAGUAAUUGGUGCUUUCAAUCCUAAGAAGGGGGACAUAGUCCUUGCUCAAUUUAGCGCUGAUAAUUCAUGGAAUCGAGCAAUGGUUGUCAAUGCACCUCGGGGAGCAGUUGAAUCACCAAAGGACAAGUUUGAAGUGUUCUACAUUGACUAUGGAAAUCAAGAGUUUGUGACUUACAGUCAGCUUCGACCACUUGAUCCUUCAGUGUCCUCUGCUCCUGGCCUUGCUCAAUUAUGCAGUCUUGCUUACAUAAAGGUUCCAAGCUUGGAGGAGGAUUAUGGGCAAGAAGCAGCUGUACGUUUGAGUGACCUCACACUAAAUGGGCCAAUGGAAUUCAGGGCCAUAAUAGAGGAAAGGGAUACUUCUGGUGGGAAAGUGAAAGGGCAGGGGUCUGGGACUGUCAACAUGGUCACACUGGUUGAUGCAAAAAUGGACUGCAGUGUAAAUGCUGUCCUGCUGAAGGAAGGACUUGCUAGGAUGGAGAAAAGGAGAAGGUGGGAGCCCAAGGAAAGGCAAGCAAUGCUGGAUGAGUUGGAAAAGUUCCAGGCAGAAGCGCGAGAUAAGAGGCUGGCGAUGUGGGAAUAUGGCGACAUCCAGUCGGACGAGGAGGAUGCUGCUCCUUCAGCUAGAAAAGCUGGUGGUGGAAAGCGAUAGACGCAAGCAAACUCCAUGACCUCAGUAGGUUUUGCAGAAACAAAAUUUCCAGCUUAAGGAAGAGUUUAGCUUUAAACAGCAGGAGAAAACCUGGCAUCUGAAGUAACUCUAAAUUAGUUUGUUUUGCUUUGUACUCUUUUCUCUUAGUUACUCUUUAGAGAGAGAAAUUUAAGCUUGGAAGCGCGGCAACAAAUUUUUGAACUUUGUUUAUUUAUUUAAACUCUUAAUAAGGCAAACUCCGCCUUGUCUC